GCAGUGAGCCUGCCGGAGGGGAAGAGCACCCAGGGGCCGCGACAGGAUGUUCUCCCCGCUGAAGGCUGCUUUUGCUCUCCUCUACCUGGCAGAGCUCAUUUCGUCCCGACCGCUGACGACAACCUCGUCCACCGCGUCCAGGCUGAAGCUGUCGGAGAUCACCCACCGCAUCCAGCAGCUCAACACGGGAGUGCAGGUCCCUUGCAAUGACACCAGAGUGGCACAGGUCGCUUUCACGGAUCGGAAGCUCUCGGAGCACGACUUGCUGUGCCAAGCUGCCACGGCGCUCGCCAAGGUCACCAGGUGCAAGAAUGACUACGAGCCCCUCAUCAUCAACCUGAAGAGCCUCCACGGCAAGGCGGGCUGCUCCCUGAGCACUGACAACGAGAUUUACCUGCGCAACUUCUUGCCGGAGCUGGGGAACUUCACGCAGGCGCUGUACCGGCGCCUCGCCACCACGGCUGCCAACUGAGGCACGCGCAGCCCCCCAGCUGGCAGCUCCCACCGAGCGAUCCUAGCCCUGGUAGUUCUUGAAAUAGGUUUUUUGCAGUGUUUUGAGCUCCUCAUGGCAUGCACUUCCCUGGUUCUGACUCCAGUCCUCCCAAACCCAACGCAAUCCUAAAUGCUCUGCACUCAGUCCUGGCUGGCGAUGGGAAACAUCCCCGUCCCCAUCACUGUCCCCAUCACCGUCUCCGUCCCCAACCCCACAGGCACCAGCACCUCCCCGGCUGUGUCUGACAGCCGGGCCCUGCAGGAGAGGCCCCGUGUGCGGGGCUGGGUGCUGGGACCUUUGGGAUGCGCGUCCCCAACCCCAGGCACGGGUGUCCCCAGCGCAGCCACCGGCGCGGUGCUGUUAACUCGUUCACCUCCCGAUGCAAACAAAACCAAAACCAGAUUAUCUGCUUCCUGUUCCCCUUAAGGAAGGGAGGCUUCUUCAUAAUUGCCUCCUCUUCCUAAAGAGAUCAAAAUCUGGGCUGAAAUGAAGCGUUUUCGCUAACGACCUGCUCCAGCAGCUCACCAGGAUCGCGGUGUGGACAAGCAGCAGGGAGGGAGGCGGCACGGCCAGCACGGCGAGCUCUUCAUGCAACUUGCAGUGUCUUCUAUAUCGUCAGUGGGCUUCUAAGUUAUUAAUAGCAAAGACUAGGAUAGUCUGUAGGGCAACUGGAUCCAAUGGGUGCUCAUGAGCAUCACAGUUCCAGAGAUUAUUUAUUAUAUUUUAUUUAAAUAACUUAUUUUUAUACUGCUUAGUCUAAAGAUUCACGAUCAAGAGGUCCUGACCGUGGAAAGCAGCUGCUGUGUGCUUUUCUUCAGUCAGGAGCCAAGGAAAAAGCCAGGAUUCAGAUGUGUUUUAUUUUUAACUUAUAUGAUAGUAGUUCUAUGGAAUAGUCGUAUUUAAAUUACUGCUACCUCACUCUUAGGGAACUGUUUGUGCCUAAUUGCCUCUUCACGACAUUCAACAAAUGAAUGUGUACUGAUGGAUAAUUUAUUGUUCCUUUAUUUAAAAUAUUCCUAUUACAACAGAGUUAAUAUAUUCCAAU
This is a messenger RNA of Anas platyrhynchos (mallard), 1538 nucleotides long. RefSeq lists its product as uncharacterized. Lineage: Eukaryota; Metazoa; Chordata; Aves; Anseriformes; Anatidae. Gene Ontology annotation, molecular function: growth factor activity; interleukin-4 receptor binding. Gene Ontology annotation, cellular component: extracellular region. Gene Ontology annotation, biological process: immune response. The record is from RefSeq and is a predicted model, not a curated record.